AUGGUCAUCAGUAUCCUUUCUGGUUCCCUGUAUGACGCUGACUAUACGCGCUUCUCCAUCUUCUUCGGUUCCUCUUUGACCAUCGUCGGCAUGUGCAUGACCAGCCUCGCGCGGACAUAUGCCGAUGCGUUACUGGCGCAAGGCGUAACCGUUGGGCUACAUAUAACCCCUAUAUCUCCCUUCCUUCCUCCCCUCCAUCUCAUCCCAUCCUCUCCCAUCCCCACCCUCCCCAACAACCCCACAAACAAUACCAACCAUCCAACAAUGGGCAACGCCCCCUCCCACUUCACCCACCCCGCCACUUCUGCCCACCCCCGCGCCCGCCUCCCUAUCACGACCAACCGCUACGACUGGGUCGCGGCAGAGGGCGGCUACAUCCCGCACCGGUUCCAGGGCGCGCAUCGGGAGAAGUGGCGGAACGACGACCGCGGCGCGUACGAGAAGAAGGUGAGGUUCGAGAAGGAGAGGAGCGGGAGGCGGUAUCGGGAUGUGGCGGAGAAGAAGAGGGAGUUUAGAAGGUUGUAUGAUGAGAGGGUGAGGGGGUGA
Letharia columbiana is the source of this 546-nucleotide messenger RNA. RefSeq lists its product as uncharacterized. The coding region runs from base 1 to 546 and encodes 181 amino acids. Lineage: Eukaryota; Fungi; Ascomycota; Lecanoromycetes; Lecanorales; Parmeliaceae. The transcript has 2 exons. The record is from RefSeq and is a predicted model, not a curated record.